UGGCGUGAGCCCUGGCAGCAGGGGGUCCCAUGGCCACUGUGAGUGAUGACCCCAACCUGGGCGACGGCCCAGAUGGAGACUGUGAUGUCCACUGUGACGACUCUGACUCCAUGAGCGUGCUCUCAGAUGACUCUGUGCUUCCCAGCUAUGAAAGGGAGGAAAAGCACGUGGGGUCAGCUGAAACGCUGUACGAGGCCUGUGCUAGGAAUGACGCUUGGUCCCUGCGCAAGAUCCUGGAGAGAGGAGUCACUAAGGAAGAGGUCAUGGAGCUGGACAUCAACGGCAGGAAUGGGCUGAUGCUGGCUGUGAGCAGGGGUUUCGUAGACAUUGUGUACUUGCUCCACAAAUGUCCGCUAAUAGACAUCAACCACCAAGACAAUGAUGGCAAUACUGCCCUCAUGAUUGCGGCCCAGGCAGGUUUCAUCACCAUUCUGAACUACAUCCUUAACUAUUAUGCUGGGGUGGACACCGAGGUGAGGGAUCCCCGUGGCUUCACAGCCCUCAUCAAGGCAGGUCUACAGGGCCGUGAAGAGUGUGUGUCUGCCCUGCUCAUGCACGGUGCAGACAUAAAUGCGAUGGAUCUGGUCCGAGGAAAAGGCCUGAAGGAAUGGGUCCUGAAGACAGGAAGGUUUGAGACUCUGAACAGACUACGGCGUCUACAGGCUCAUCCUAUUGCUGAGCAAUUCUGUGAAACCUACAUUCCUGAGUGGCCUGAUCUGAAGCAUAUGGUAGCUAAGGCCACUGCUACCAAAACGACCGGUCAGAGGCUAACCCAGCGCUUAAAAGACACCCUCACUUUCAGCUUCCCUCAGGAUCCCCAAGACAAUGGGGUCAUGGACCAUAUGGUGCGGAUGACCACAGGCAUCCACAGCCCCCUAGUAGCAACUGGCUGCCGUCCCCUCUGCCCCACUAGCCCUCCGGUGGUUGGCAAGCGACGGCUGGCCGUUCCUGACCUGCUGACCAAGCACAGCAGCAAGGAGCUGGAGGAGAGUACUGUGAGCCACAGUACUGGCAUCAUCACCUCAGCUACCCCUUCCUCUCUGUCAGCCACCUCUGUAUCUCUGACUUCCUGCUGCAAUGAUCGCAGGGGAAGCAUGGAGCCUGGUGGUAUUAAAACCUUCAUUCCCCGCAGCAUGGCACGUAGGAACAGCGUCUUCCCCUCAGGCUGUAUCCCAAAGAUUGAAGUGACAAAGUCUGGGGAGCCCACUCCAAAGAAAGAGAAGAAGAAGAAAAGGCAAAAGGGCUACCUUGAACCUCCUGUCUGGAAGUACAAGGAGGCCAAAGAAGAAAAGAAGAGAGAGAAGCAGCGUGAAAAGGAAAAAGAGGAGAGGAAAAACAAGCAACAAAGUGCAUCAAGCAAAAAGUAAGGCAGUUACUCCUUUCGGCAGAGAGUCUUCCACGAUAAUACCAUGCAAGAGGCAUGAGUGUGCAGUUAUCGAGGUCUCUGAGGCCAGCUGCAAGAAAAGAAAACCAAAAUGCAAGGACAUUUCUGGAAAUGAGCUGCUGGUGAUGAGGCAUAUCGAUGGAUUCUCAAUCUCCUCUGGAAUACAGAAGUGAGACUGGCACGGCGUGAACUUCACUCAACAUGAUGUUUUGUUUUUUUCAGCAUCUUUGAAGCUGAAGCUGAAGAGGUGAUUUGUGUUAUUUUGUUUUGGGGCUAUAUGGACGUUUUUGAGAGGAUUCACUGCUUCAACUCCUAACUGACGAAUCUGUAGAUAAACUCAUGUGGGAAAGCUAAGUUAUAUUAAAAGUAUACGUCUGAAAUCUCAGAAUCUGUUUUGAGAAACAAGUAUGUUUGCGAGGGUAUUUACCAAACUAAGAAUUAUUAACACUCUCCAUGUAGAGUCCCAUAACGUAUAUUGCUUGACUGCAAUGAAACCAAAGCACUAGCCAUAACCCAGAUUUCAAUGAGCCUGGACUUUCAGUAAAUGCAUCUACCAGCCACAGUUUAAAAGAGUAGGCCACGGACUGCUGGAAUAAACAGAGACGAGGUAUCUUUGACAUGUGUUUUUUGUAGUUUGUUCACUCACCUGUCAGAAAACUCUCAACUGGCCGUUCUGUUGUGGCAGACAUUUUUAUUAUAGGCCAGAACAGCAGUAAUUACCUCCGUUUUGAUGAGGUUCUGUUACCAGGGCACAGGAUUGAAAUUUGUGUAUAAUGUUAAACUUGCUGAGGAAUCUUUUUGUUGGUAAUACUACAGAUAAUGAGAUUUAUAUACACAACUGAGCAGAAUACAUAUUAUAAUGUAAUAUGUAUGUUCCAUAAUGUGCUCUGACUACAGACACUUUGAAUAUUUGUUCACCAAAAGCAAGAAAGGACACUGUUUGUUUACAAAGCUGAUUUAAAUUACCUGUACCAUGUAAUGUUUUGCUUUUCCUCAUCUGCAUCACACUUUUAUAUCUGGUCAACACCUCAAAUAUGACAACGUUAUCUCAAAUUGAGUGAAAGCAAUCAGACAACACUACUGAGUUUGGGUAAUCCACUGUAUGACCUUAUUGAUAACAGUUAUGAUAAGGUAACUAGAAGCAGUCCGACUACAUAAAAAUGUAUUAGAAAUUAAACAUUUCCUUAACCACCACGUCA
Myripristis murdjan (pinecone soldierfish) is the source of this 2583-nucleotide messenger RNA. RefSeq names its product ankyrin repeat domain 33Aa (gene ankrd33aa). Gene Ontology annotation, molecular function: protein binding. The record is from RefSeq and is a predicted model, not a curated record. The coding region runs from base 30 to 1367 and encodes 445 amino acids. The transcript is spliced from 4 exons. Lineage: Eukaryota; Metazoa; Chordata; Actinopteri; Holocentriformes; Holocentridae.